AUGUCGACUAAAGUAGAGCAGACGUCCGAGCCAAGAGGCCCCAUCGCUGCCCAGAUCUCCCCAUUCACAUCCUCCGCUUCCCUCCCUUCGUACCCUUUCCCCCUCCCCCAAUCACCGCCAACGCCCCCCUCCCGGCCCUCCUCCGCUGACAAAACGUCAUUCGCCUCUUCCAGAACGCCCUUCCAGAACACUCUGCUCGACCAUACCCCGGCCGCACCCCCCCUUCCCGCACCCCCCUCCAGCGCACGAUCCCUCCGACACACCCCCGCCCCCCCGUCACCCCCGCCCCCCGUCCCACUCCCCCGACGCCCCGCCGCCACGCUCCACGACACAUAA
This is a messenger RNA of Heterobasidion irregulare TC 32-1, 336 nucleotides long. RefSeq lists its product as uncharacterized. Bases 1 to 336 code for a protein of 111 amino acids. NCBI's taxonomy places the organism in Eukaryota, Fungi, Basidiomycota, Agaricomycetes, Russulales, Bondarzewiaceae. The transcript is spliced from 2 exons. The record is from RefSeq and is a predicted model, not a curated record.